Molecule: messenger RNA, 825 nt
Organism: Parathielavia appendiculata
Lineage: Eukaryota; Fungi; Ascomycota; Sordariomycetes; Sordariales; Chaetomiaceae
Exons: 2
Coding region: 1-825 (274 amino acids)
Source: RefSeq, a predicted model, not a curated record
AUGUCGUCACUGUCUCAUACCUCGGUGUCUGCUAAAUUGCGCACAAUUCUGGUCAAGGUGUCGCCAGCACCAUCGAGUCUCUCGGAGCGGCGAGCAAUUCUUCACCUGCUGAAGAAGUACGCCGACGUCGAAUAUUUCAAACGCUUGAAGGACCCUUCUCAUUUCAUCUCCAUCGUCAACACUCCGCAAACCGCCCGCAGGCUCAUCGAGCAAAGCCCCUUCGUUUUCGACUACCGCACGCAGCAGCAAAGCGGCAAGACUAGUAGCAGCCUCAGCGCAGCCGACAACAAGCCCUUGACAACGAACGCGACAAACCCGCCAAAUGGAGCGACAUCGGUCCGGACAUUCCUAGUCAAAGUCACCGAAAAGUUCGACUACAAGCACAAGACGCGCAUCCGCUCUUCCAUACUUUACGGCCACUGGCCGCAGCACGACGACAUAUUCCAAGCGGACUCGGUCGCCAAGGCGGUGCUGCGCCGGUCCGUUCCCGAGGGCUUGGAUUUGGACGGCCUGGCCGAUUGGGAGAGCUUUGGCCAGGCCGACGAGGACGAGAGCAAUCUGGCGGCAUCCCUCCGCGACAAGCGCGACUUUGUGAAGGCCCGCGGCAUCCGUAAGGCCAACGACGCCUCGGGGUUUGAGAGUUUGGUUGAGCUCUGGAAUACAAAACACGGGGAUAAGCUGGGAAUGAUUGGGGAGGAUGGUAGGAAGGGGGCAGAGGGCGCGGCACCCGUCGCUGCUGUUGGAGAGUCGAUGCCGGGCGAAAGCUCGGAGGAGUCUAGAGCAAGGGACCGGUCGGACGCCGAGGAGCUCGACCGAAAAGACUAA